AGGCGUCUGUUUGCCAAUCUGAAAGGCACCGAGAUUUUCACUAGAUUAAUCCGGAUGCAACUUUUACAUGACCAACCUAACUAACAUGCAACCGAUCACUUGAAUAUAACUUACUACUAUUAAAGGGGGCUAAUGCGACUCCCUGAUAUACCUAUAUAUUGCUUGUUAAUUCCUCCAAUUUUUACAGGAAACCAUUACAGCCCCAAGAGAUAAUGGCCAUUGUCGCUGAAGCACCAGGUUUUCUCCAGGUCUUCUCUGAUGGGUCGGUAAAACGCUUUGCACCUGAAAUCUCAGCUGCCUUGCCGGAACUGUCCAAUGGAUACAGAUCUAAGGAUGUGAUAAUUGACCCAUCUAGGCCAAUUUCUGCCAGAAUUUUCCUUCCUGAAACCAAAAACUCCAACACUAGACUUCCAGUUUUAGUUUACUUUCAUGGGGGUGGCUUCUGUAUUGGCUCCACAACAUGGUUUGGCUACCAUCACUUCCUAGGAGACCUGUGUUUUACAUCCCAGUCAAUUGUAGUCUCUGUGGACUACCGCCUCGCACCAGAGAACCGGCUCCCCAUAGCCUAUGAUGACUGUUACUUUGCACUUGAUUGGCUCAGCACCCAUAUCUACACUGACCCAUGGCUAGAGCAAGCAGACCUCUCCCGUGUGUUCCUCUCAGGCGACAGUGCAGGAGGAAACAUCUCUCAUCAUGUAGCACUCCAAGUGAUGAGGAACAGACCCAACUAUGUUACAGUGGUGGGGCUAUUGAUUAUUCACCCUUAUUUUGGGAGUGAGAGGAGGACCGAGAGAGAGAUGGCUGUUGAAGCAGCUGGGGAUGUGGAGAUGAACGACAUGUUCUGGCGAUUGAGCCUGCCAGAAGGGUCAAGCCGUGACCACUUCGCAUGUAAUUUUGAGAUGGCAGAGCUGUCUAAGAUUGGAUGGCAGCAGUUUCCAGCAGUGACAGUUUUUGUGGCAGGUUUGGAUUUUCUGAAGGAGCGAGGUGUUAUGUAUGCAGAGUUUCUGAAAAGGAAAGGAGUGAGGGAAGUAAAGUUGGUCGAAGCUGAAGGAGAGUCACAUGUGUAUCAUGUGUUUCGCCCAGAAUCUGAGGCAACUCGCUUGCUCCAGCAACAGAUGAGUGAGUUCAUGAUUGAUCCUAAGAGAAGGAUAUCUUCAAAGAUAGGCUUGUAGUGGCACUGUUCACUUAGGUUA
Molecule: messenger RNA, 1193 nt
Organism: Nelumbo nucifera (sacred lotus)
Lineage: Eukaryota; Viridiplantae; Streptophyta; Magnoliopsida; Proteales; Nelumbonaceae
Product: putative carboxylesterase 17
Molecular function (GO): hydrolase activity
Source: RefSeq, a predicted model, not a curated record